Molecule: messenger RNA, 4648 nt
Organism: Coregonus sp. 'balchen'
Lineage: Eukaryota; Metazoa; Chordata; Actinopteri; Salmoniformes; Salmonidae
Source: the annotation of a GenBank genome assembly
AUGGGCAUGGGCCAGCUGGCAGUAGGGGCAGGGGUUCAACACUGAUGGCCAGACAUGGCCCACAUAAUAUUUUAUGGUGAGAGAGAACUUGGCUGGCGGCAGAGUGUCAUGGCCUGUUGCGGUGCCCGUCUGGCGGGCUGUCACUCUACCCAUUGUCCAGGCCCAGCUAGAGACCCAGUCCUGAAGUGUGUCUGAUAGGGUCUCAUCCCAUCCGUUGUGCAGAUUCUGCAGGAGACCAAGUGAAGGUCUGGUUCUGUGGCUGAUCUCAGUGCAUAUCUGACGUGGUGUCGCUCUACCCAUUGCCCAGGCUCAGCUGGAGGCCCAGAGAGCCACCCAGGACUUCCAGAGGGCCACGGAGGUGCUGGGGGCUGCCAAGGAGACCAUCGCCCUGGCAGAGCAGAGGCUGCUGGAGGAGGACACCAGGCAGUUUGACUCAGCCUGGCAGGAGAUGCUCAACCACGCCACCCAGAGGGUGAGUACCGUACUGCAUGGAGGGAAUGGGAUUCUGCGGGGGGCAUUAAUGCAGCAUGACUGUCUAUCAAACCGAAAUUUGACACCUGAAUGUUACUAUUCAAAGGUUUGAGGCAUAAUGUGGAUGGAAAUCGAUGUUUCACAAGUUAGGAAGUCACGUUGUCGCAUUUCUGUGUAGCUGCCAGACUGAGUUCUGAUUGGCUGUUGCAGGUGAUGGAGGCGGAUCACACGAAGACGCGGAGUGAGCUGGUGCACAAGGAGACUGCAGCCAAGUACACGGCAGCCAUAGGCCGCAUGAAGCAGCUGGAGAAGAAACUCAAACGCACCAUCAACAAGUCCAAGUGAGUCCCAUAUGACCGUAUUGCGACCACAACCAAAUCGCACUGUAGUUAAAAGACUGAGAAGUCAAAGUGAAUCUUCUACAACCACUGCAUCAAUUAUCAAAUGGUCUCCGACACACACAUUCACAAAUCCCUGUUUAUUUGUCGACAGUGACCGUUUCCAAGACAUUGAUCUUUCAUGACAUAGAUUUUUCAGUAGCUUGGAAAAGGUCAACUUGAACAAAACGAAUAUAAAUGUGCAACAGUGGAGGCUGCUGAGGGGAGGACGGCUCAUAAUAAUGUCUGGAAAGGAACGAAUGGAAUGGCAUCAAACAUGGAACCCAUGUGUUUGAUGUAUUUGAUACCAUUCCACUUACUCCGCUCCAGCCAUUACCACGAGCCUGUCCUCCCCAAUUAAGGUGCAAGAGUCAUUUUCGACCUUUGAUGAUGAAGCAGUGGCUGUUUUAUUCAUAGCACCACAAAGAGAGACAAUGUGGUGGUGUGCUGGUUAGUAUAUGCUGUCAGGUUUUUACAAAACUCCAUAGACUGGAGGCCUGUUUUGGGGAGGGAGUGUACAGUGUAGAGUAGGGGGUCUCUAAUGUUUCCCAGCUGUGACUGAGAGACUGAGGCUGUUGUGAAUCCAUAUAGUCUUAAAAAGCUUCCUUGUCUCCUUUCCGUCAUGACCACAGGUCAUGUACUUGAAAUGUGUAAUCAGUUUGGUUGAAACCUAGCCAGUCCUCCUACCUAUUAGUGUCAUGAAGAUGAGAUGAGGAAAGAGUCCAGUUUUAGAGUUUUGGGACUGAAUCCGUCUUGCUCUGUGUUGCCUCAGCUCUCUCAGCCUAAUCCUUUCUCCACAGUUAGCUCAUCUAAUGUGAUAGCCAUAUAGCUCACCCUGUUGCCUUGGUGAUAUGUACAGAGCUAUUCCAAGUUGUUUUCAUCGCCUCUAAUCUUUUUUUCCCUUCCUCCCUCUCUUUUUGAUUGACCUCUCUCUCGCAGACCUUACUUUGAGUUGAAGGCAAAGUACUACCUACAGCUUGAGGUAUGUGUGCACUACACUACACUGUAAUUUACCUGCCUUCAUAGACCAUUUUAAAGGUAUUUUAGAUUUAAGGAGUUCUAUUAUUGCCUUGUUAUUGUGGACUCUGCUCCAUGGUUAGAUCUUUACUGAUGUGACCUAGGUCAAUAAACUUUGACCGUGAACAUAUUGCCAUGUCAUCUCAGGUCUAAACCAUUUAUGGCAAUGAUGGCUUUGUGUGUGUGUGUGUGUGUGUCCUUAACUGUGUAUACCAAGCUAAUGCUAAUAAUGACUCCCUUUCUGUCUGUAGCACCUAAAGAAGAACGUGGAUGAGUUGCAGGCCAAGCUGUGCCAGGCCAAAGAAGGGUACAAGACGGCUCUGAGAAACCUGGAGAUGAUCUCAGACGAGAUCCAUGAACGCCGACGCAACUCAGCCAUGGGCCCCCGGGGGCGGGGCGUGGGCGCCGAGGGCGACAAUGUCGCCGGGGAUGACAUUGCCAGCUUCAAGAUGGAGUCGGAUGGCAUCUCCAGUGAGUACACUUACAGUGCAUGAUGUUCUGGUCAUUUAGUUUCUGCGCUUGAAAACUGCAGAAACUGUUCUUGGAACAACUGUCCUACAUAGUGAGGCUAAACAGCCAGCAUUGCCUACUUUUCACUAUUAGUUGGGUACGGCACAUGCAAACGCAUACUCACCCUGUUGACACUCUGACUUGUUCUUCGAAUCCUUUGUAGGAAUUCCUAGAAGAAAUGUGCUCUUUGAAAAAAGUCUUAAUUCAAUCUUCUUUCAAAGGAAAUUCCUGUUGAAUUUAAAAUGCCUGUAUUGACUUUGUGAAGUUGUCAUAUCAUGGGAUCUUCUGCAAAGGUCAUUGGGCACACAAUGCUUUAUUUGAAGGAGAGAUACUUAACUGAAGUCUUUCUUUAUGCUGAAGGAAAUGGUUUUGGUCUUUCCUGCAUGGCAUCGUUCAUGGCACCCAAAUUCCAUGCAUGUCUUAAUAACAACUAGCCUAGAGACAGCUUUACUGUUUAAGCUCCUAUGGUUAAGGUUAGGACUUGAGUAAUGAGACCUGAUCCUGAAUCAGUUAAGUGCUGAAGAUAUACACUGUGAUGAGAUGAGGCUCAACUGUAGUCAGACAAAGAGAGUGGCUGUUCAGAGCAGUGUGUGUCACUGAUCCACUUCCCAUUGUCCUGCAUUAUGGGCUGCGGGAUGAUGUUACCAUGGCAACCUGAGAGACCUACUGCUGGCUGACCCACUCCGACACCAUUGGCUGAGAUUAUGUGGGUUAACGCGCAACAGCAAUAAACAGUAAUAUGCUACAUUUGCUGAUUUGUCUUUUAGUAGAUAUAGUAAAGUGUGUCUGUUUCAAACUGUAACUCGAUGGCAGUAAACAAAAGAAUCUGCGAUUGCACAUAGUUCAAGGUCAUAGAAAACAUGCCUUCAUUCAUACAUUCGCCAUCCAUGUUGGAAUUUGGGGACUUUGACCCCUACACGGAAAAUGGAUCUCAUAUUUGUCUUGAAGUACUGUAUGUCUUUACACUCCCUCUUUCUUUCAGUGUAAAGGAUCUCUGCAGUAUUUCAAGCAGUCUCCCUCUCCCCCUUCUACCCACUGUCUGUCUCCCUUUUUUGUUUUUUCUUCCUACUCCCUUUCUCUCUGUUCCUUACCCUUGGCCCCUCUCUCUCCCUUUUUCACCUAAACCUCUUCACCCUCAAUCUCCAGCUUCCUGUUUUCUCUCUUUUGUAUUUUGUUUUUCUGUGGAUGCCACAUUGAUGCUCUGCAUAUACACUCCUUAGUUGUACAGUAAAGGCUUGUUACAUCUCAACCACUCUUCCCCUCUCUCUGUCUCUGCAGUGAUGUCUGAGUCGUUUGAGGAUGAGACCUGCAGCAGCAGUGCCAUGUCAGAGGAGGACUCAGAGACCCACUCCACCUGCAGCCUGGGCUCCUCCUCCCACUCCCCCAACAGCCCCCAGGACCUCCCCUCGCCCUGCCCCCCCUCCUCUUCCUUCUCCUCCUCGCCCUGUCCCCCCUCCUCUUCCUCCUCCUCUUCUUCCUCCUCCUCCUCCUCCUCUUCCCCUGCUCCCUCCUCACGCCCCUGCAGUCUGGACAUUCCCCGCCCUGUCUCGCUAUCUGACUUCGGCCUCAUCUCGCCUGUCCUGGGACCACGCAGCGAGUGUAGCGGGGCGUCAUCACCUGAGUGUGACCUGGAGAGAGGUAUGUGUGUGUGUGUGUUUGCAUACUGUAUGAGGUGUAAAUAUGCAAACAAGUGAAAAAGGAGAGAUUGAUGGUGUGUGUUUAUUUUCAGUAAGACAUAUCGUCUUCUGCUACCUGUCUGACUAACACCUGAGCCAGAGGAGAGGCCUAUUAGUCAUUGUGACAGCUAUCCUAGUGCUUAGGCCAGAGCAGGUGCAGAGCCACAGGCUAGCAGUACUGCUGGGGGAUACAUCCUAAUCUCCGCUGGGUCCCUAAGAGCCUGCGGAGGGUUCUGGACAAGUGAGAAAGGUUAACAUAGUGGAAACUUUUAGAAAAAGACUUGGGUAUGAUCGUCUACGGGGUGUGUGUGCAGGGCUUCCUACUCACAAAGGAUAUUCAUGACCAGGCUCACACAGCAUACCUGUCUGUGUGUUUCAGGUGAGAGAGCAGAGGGAGCGGAGGGGGAGCUGGACAAUACUGUAAACAACAAGAGCACCACCGUCCCAAACACCAACAAGACCAUGGGCCUGGAGGGCCGCCUCAGCUUCCUGUCUCUUCGACGCUCGCGCAACGACAGCACCAAGAACGCCAAGCGCGAACGCCAAAGCCGUUCCCAGACCCCCACCCAAACUGUGGUCCUGGUCAACGGGAUGUGA